Molecule: messenger RNA, 1099 nt
Organism: Gambusia affinis (western mosquitofish)
Lineage: Eukaryota; Metazoa; Chordata; Actinopteri; Cyprinodontiformes; Poeciliidae
Product: natural cytotoxicity triggering receptor 2-like
Exons: 5
Coding region: 1-675 (224 amino acids)
Cellular component (GO): plasma membrane
Molecular function (GO): transmembrane signaling receptor activity
Source: RefSeq, a predicted model, not a curated record
AUGAAGGUCUGUCUCACUCUGAUCUGCCUCCUCUUCCUCACAGCUCUGCAGGAUGGAGAAACUGUGAGAACCUUCAGAGGAAAGGAAGGAGGAAACAUUAAAGUUAGAUGUGAAUUUGAUUACUCAGGAACCAAAAGGUUCCUCUGUAAGAAAACAUGUGAAGGAGAAAAUAUUCUCAUUGAAACAACUAAAGAGAGAGAUGAGAGAGGAAGAUUCAGCAUCAGAUAUCAAAGAAGAAGUGCUACUAAAUCUGAUUUUCUACAUGUGAGCAUCACUGACCUGAAACCAUCAGACUCUGGACGGUACCGGUGUCGCUCAGAUGAAACCUUUGCUGGAACUUUAUACGAUCAUUUUGAUCUUGUUGUGACUGAAGAUUCUUCAAAACCAAAAUGGACUCCAAGAACUUUUCUAGGAUCAAUUUUUCUCCCUACAGCUUCAACAACAACAAAAACGACAUCAACUCAGAGUUUCUCUCCAUCUGAAACCAUCAAACUCUCUGAGAAACCAGCUGCAGCUUCAGGUCAGCAGCUUUAUCUGAUUCUCUCUAAUGUCGUCAAGAUCGUCUUGUUAGCAACACCUCUGGUGAUUUUCUGCUGGAAGAGGAGAACCAUGAAAAGUAAAGAUUCUGCUGUGGAAACUGAGAACGCAGAUGAAAUAUUUACAAUUUAUUCCUGAACUGAAAGAAUCACAGCUCAAAGUUCAGAUGAAGAACAUUGAAGUUUUCACAAUUAAACAAUCAGAAAUCAAACAUAUUACACAGUUUCAUAGAGAAGCUAAAUGUUGAAAUAAGUUUUAUUAUUGAAAAUAGUUUCUCUAUUCAGUGUUACAUAAGUUGUUUGAAAGAUGAUCUGAUUAAUGUGCUGUGACCGUUUUAAUGUUUAUUUUUAACAUGUUUUAAAUAUGCAAAUGUUUUCAUGUUUAUAUUUUUGCCUCUUUGGUUUGAUUUAUUGUGCCCAUGUGAUAUAUAUUGGUUCUUUAUGACGACGUUUCUCUGCUUGUUUCUUUUUCUCUGUUUUAAAUUUGCUUUUGAACAAGUUUAGCAAUGAAACAAAUAAAAGUUUUUAUUAUUAUUCAACAGGAAUGUUUUUCUGACUGUGGU